Sphaeroforma arctica JP610 is the source of this 174-nucleotide messenger RNA. RefSeq lists its product as hypothetical. The annotation marks the transcript as partial. The record is from RefSeq and is a predicted model, not a curated record. NCBI's taxonomy places the organism in Eukaryota, Ichthyosporea, Ichthyophonida. The transcript has a single exon. Gene Ontology annotation, molecular function: GTPase activator activity. Gene Ontology annotation, biological process: positive regulation of GTPase activity.
AUGACGGUGGCUGGUUCCCUGUGGCAUGAGGCGUGGGAUACUGCUGCGGCCGUCCCAGCAGCCUUGCAACGCCCUCUGUUCAACCACACAAAGGAGGCCGAGAACGUCUUCCAGUACCUCGAGAACGCCACUUCAUCUGAUUUACUGGCCGCGUUUCUUGUGCCGUGCUUAGAG